Molecule: messenger RNA, 2089 nt
Organism: Egretta garzetta (little egret)
Lineage: Eukaryota; Metazoa; Chordata; Aves; Pelecaniformes; Ardeidae
Gene: TSPEAR
Product: thrombospondin type laminin G domain and EAR repeats
Exons: 11
Coding region: 1-2028 (675 amino acids)
Biological process (GO): signal transduction
Source: RefSeq, a predicted model, not a curated record
AUGGCCACCUGGGCGCUGUUGCAUGGGGACGGCUUCGCAGGGCACAGCGCUGUUCUUCGCCUGGGCGAUGCCCUGGGGCCAGACCUGCGCCCGCUGGACAUCCUCUCGGAGGUGGUCCCCGCUGGCCGGCUGGCCCGUGGCAUGAGGGUGUUUCAAGUGCAGGGGGUACGGGGCUUCCAGCUCGCCGCCUCGCGGCCCCGCACCCUGGGCUUCCCUGCCUCCCGGCUCUUCAUCCACUGCCACCGCUUCCCUGAGGAGUUCUCCAUCAUCGUCACGCUGAGGGUCCUCAGCGUCCCCGCCAAGAGGAACGAGUACCUCUUCACACUGAUGGCGGAGGAGAGCCCCGGCGUGCUGGUGGGGCUGCGUUACGCCCCCGACAAGCUCCACUUCCCAAAGAUGGGUAGGUUGGGGGUGGUGGGAGGCUUGGGAGGGCUGUGGGGGGGCAUUGGUUCCCUGGCAGGGCCAACGCUCCUCCACCAGCAUCUCCUCCCGCCACCAACAGACGCCAUGAAAUUGUCCCCUGCCUCUUCUCUGCCCGUCCACAGGGUGGUGGAGACGCCAUUUCCAGCCUCUCUGUCAGUGGAGAGAGCCAGCUUCUACCUGGGCAACCGGAGGAGAAGGAAAGGCGUGUUCACGGGCUUGCUGCGCCAGCUUGUCCUGCUGCCAGGAGCCGAUGCCACCCCACGGAUAUGCACCGCCGUCAACUUUAAAGUAGCAACACUCUCCAUCCCCACCGUCCUCCAGGAUCUCCCCGUGAAGCCAGCGAGCAACGAGGUGCUAAAAUACCCCUACGAGACCGACACGAAGGUGACCCUGGGGUCCCGUCCACCCUGCACCAAGCACGAGAAAGCACAGUUUUGGUUCAACGCCUCCCGCCGAGGGCUCUACCUCUGCAAUGGCAGCGCCUGGAUUUCCAUGCUGGAAGUCAAGCAAAGGCUGGACUAUGUGGAGGAGCACCAGAACCUGGCGACCAACUCUGAGACGAUGGGCGUUGAGGUCUUCAACAUCCCAAAGGUGGGACUGUUUGCAGCCACUGCCAACCGGCACAGCCCCCCGGGAUCCGCCAUCUAUAAGUGGACAGACGGGAAGUUUGUGCCCUACCAGAACAUCCCCACCUACCAAGCUCAGUCCUGGAAGUAUUUCACCAUAGGGAAGAAGAUCUUCCUAGCAGUUGCUAAUUUUGAGCGGGACGAUGGGGGCCAGGAGUUCUCUGUAAUAUACAAGUGGAGCCGCAAGAAGGAGAAAUUCAUCACCUACCAGAGGAUCCCCACACACAGCGCGAGGGACUGGGAAGCUUUUGUCAUUGAGGGAGAGGCUUUCCUUGCAGUGGUCAACCACAGAGAAGGGAAUAACCACAACAUAGACAGCGUGAUAUACAGGUGGAACCCCCGGACGGGGUUGUUUGAAACCAACCAGACCAUCCCUACCUCUGGAGCCUAUGACUGGGAGUUUUUCACCAUUGGGCCAUAUUCUUUCCUGGCUGUGGCCAACACGUUCAAUGGCACAUCCACCAAGAUCUACUCGCACAUCUACAUCUGGCUCAGUGGCUCCUUCCAGCUCUUCCAGUCUAUCCUGACUUUCGGCGCUGCUGACUGGGAGGUCUUUCGUAUUGGGGACAGAGUCUUCUUGGCUGUUCCAUACAGCCACAGCUAUGACAGCAGGAUGCCAGCACCCUCUAACUUCUAUGCCAUCAACUCCUCCAUCUAUGAGCUGAACAUCACUGCCCAGAUGUUUGUCAAAUUCCAGGACCUCCUCACCUACAGUGCCCUGGACUGGGAGUUCUUCUCGGUGGGAGACGAUGCUUUUCUGGUGGUAGCAAACUCCUUCGAUGGCAUCACCUUCUCCGUUAACAGCAUUAUCUACAGGUGGCAAGGCUAUGAAGGCUUCGUGGCAGCUCAUCACCUCCCCACUGUUGGCUGCAGAGACUGGGAGGCGUUUCACACCGCCGAGGGCUCCUACCUCCUCUACUCCAGUGCCAAGGAGCCACUUUCCAAGGUCCUCAAGCUGAAAACCACCGGAGGUGGCUGAGACACGCGCAGCUGAUCACCGGGGCUGGGGCGAGCUGGGCGUCGCGGUGGAGAGGGACCAG